AUACAUCAUAUUAAAAAAAAAUAUUUAGUAUUCUCACCCUCGCCUAAGGUCUUUCAGCUUCUAAUAUUUAGCGAAGAAAUGGCGCUCUAAAGGUCCAACAAACACAUGGAUAUCGAUACCGGAAAUCCAUCAUAGGCAGUAGAAUCUCGGCCUUAUAUAUUUCGAGACCGGUGAGUGCGAUCAACAAAAUCUAAAGUAGACCUCGGGGAUAAAAAAAAAAAAAAGUCAGGAAAAUCCAGUGGUCGGGCAGCGCCGCGAGAAGAACCAUCGGCUCAGUCCGGCGGCGUCGCUCAGCUGUUCAAACCAAAACAAAAAAAGAAAAAUCAAAACAAUCCAAUCUCCUCUUCUGUCACUCGGCAAGUGUCAGACGUCGCUCGCCAUGGACCCCAAGCUGAUUUCUCUGACACUCGCCACGUUAUCUUGCGCCCAAGCAUACUUGUAUUUACUGAAGCAAAAGAAGAAAAGGAGGAAGAGGCUUCGGGUGACGCCACUUCUGCAAAGGAAAGAUAGAAGCGAGUCCGAAAGACACCCCGAUGAUGAUCCUACGAAGAAGAAAAAGAGAAGACUCUGGGUCAAGCCUUGGUUACAGAGAAAAAAUAGGAAUGUUUUCGAUAAAUUAAUUCAGGAAAUGCGACUCGACGAUGAUCCCGUGUUCUACGAUUUCCAUGGGAUGAAUAAGGAGAAUUUCGACAAACUGUUAUCCUUGGUGUCUCCUCACAUUCAGAAAGAAAACACCAAAUUAAGAGACUCUAUUCCUUCAGCACAACGACUGUCUGUAACGUUGCGAUACUUAGCUACAGGAGAAGCUCGUCGCUCAUUAGCACUGCAGUACAGAAUAAGCCAUUGUUUGAUAACACGCAUUAUUCCUGAAGUCUGUAAUGCAGUACAUUUGGUUUUAAAGGAUAAUUAUCUGCAGUUACCAAAAAACCCCAGAUGAAUGGCAACUAGUGGCUAGUGAUUUCAGCAGUAACUGGAACUUUCCAAUGUGCAUAGGAGCCAUAGAUGGAAAACGCUUUCUUGUACAAUCACAAAACACAGGACCAGAAUAUUGUGAAUAUAAAGGUUAUCAUGGCAUAAUAAUGGUAGCACUAGUUGAUGCUAACUACAAGUUCUUGUAUGUAGCUGCAGAAGCACAAGGGCAAGCAAAUGCUGCUGGUUUCUGGGACCAUUGCAGGUUGAAAGAAUAUUUGGACAAAAAUAUGCUUCAAUUUCCACCAGCUGCUACAUUACCAUCUGUGAAGGAGAAGGUUCCUUAUGUGAUCCUAGGUGAUGAUGCUUUUCCCUUGGAGGAUUACCUAAUGAAACCUUACCCUGGCCAAAACUUAUCAGUGGACAAGAAAGUAUUUAACUACAGAUUAUCUUGUGCUCGUAGAGUAUCAGAAAAUGCCUUUGGAAUUCUUGCUGGCAAAUUCCGAGUAUUUCAGCGACCUAUUCAGGCGACACCAGCAAAUGCACAAAGCACAAUAUUUGCAGCAGUUGUGCUACAUAAUUUUUUAAGAAUACAUUCCAGAGUACCUGUGCAACAAGAAUUGAUGGAAAGGGAAAACAUUGACAGUGGUGUUUCACUUCCUCAUAAAAAGGUUCCAGGAAUUGAAAAGCUUGAAGACAUCCCAAGAAAACUUUCCAGUAAUGCAGAGGCAGUACGGGAUAGUUUCAAAACCUACUUUAAUGGAGAAGGUAGAAUUUCAUGGCAGGAUGAUGUGGCUCUGUUGGACUGAAGUAAUAUAUGCCUUAAUUUGUUAAGAAUAUUACACGUUUAAAUUUGUUUUUUCACAAAUAUAUAUAUUCAUAUAUUAUUAUGUAAGUGUAAUUUCGUGCUUCUAUAUAAAAUACAUAUACAUAUAUAUAUAUAUACUAUAAAGUCUAUAUGAAGGAAAUGUUUUGGUUAUGCCAUACUUUAUAUUUUUUUUUUUUGAAUCUUUUAUUAAGUAGCAUUAUUUUAGUAUUUUCAUAGUCAAUAAACUUGUGCUUAA
Penaeus monodon (black tiger shrimp) is the source of this 1973-nucleotide messenger RNA. RefSeq names its product protein ALP1-like. The coding region runs from base 984 to 1718 and encodes 244 amino acids. NCBI's taxonomy places the organism in Eukaryota, Metazoa, Arthropoda, Malacostraca, Decapoda, Penaeidae. The transcript is spliced from 2 exons. The record is from RefSeq and is a predicted model, not a curated record.